GCCAUGUCCUGCUGCAAGCCCUGUGACCCUUGCUGCCAGCCCUGCGGCCCCUGCCCGCUGGCCAGCAGCUGCAAUGAGUGCUGUGUCAGGCAGUGCCAGAGCUCCCACGUCAUCAUUGAGCCGCCUGCUGUGCUGGUGACCCUGCCCGGCCCCGUCCUCAGCUCCUUCCCACAGAACACUGCCGUGGGAUCCUCCACCUCUGCUGCUGUUGGCAACAUCCUCAGCUGUGGAGGAGUGCCCAUCACCUCUGGCAGCUUUGACAUCUCCUGCAUCACCAACUGCUAUGGUGGCAGCAGAUGCCGGCCCUGCUAAAUCUGCUGGCAACAUCCUCGGGCAACAGUCUCCAAGACCUCACAACAAGGCUCUGGCCAGGAG
Molecule: messenger RNA, 375 nt
Organism: Prinia subflava (tawny-flanked prinia)
Lineage: Eukaryota; Metazoa; Chordata; Aves; Passeriformes; Cisticolidae
Product: feather keratin Cos2-2-like
Exons: 1
Coding region: 4-312 (102 amino acids)
Cellular component (GO): intermediate filament
Molecular function (GO): structural constituent of cytoskeleton
Source: RefSeq, a predicted model, not a curated record